CGCGCCUCCAUUGUAUCGCCAGAUUUGGCCCCUGACGUCUUCUUCCUGCGGGUGAAACUGGAGGAGACUGGGGAGCUGUUCCGCGUGGCCAACUGCCGCAACGACAUGACGGUGCGGGAGCUCAAAGAGGAGCUGGACCUGAUGGUCGGCAUCCCCUUCAACCUACAGCGGCUGCAGUUCCUGGACCAAGGGAUUUUGAUGGACGAUGCCACCCUGAAGUUCUACGAUGUCAUCCCCGGCGCAGUCAUUUCAUUAUGUAUCUGGCAUUACGAUGGUUGGACAGAACUGGUCUUGGCAGCCGUGGAAGGGGACCCCAGUAAGCUGUCUUGUCUUGGCAUCAGUGAGGACACCUUCUACCGAACGGCGAACUCACAGCACUUUAAGGGGGAGCAGUGGAGGCAGUGGACCGCCCAGAGGGCGUUUGUGGCCUUGUACAUCUCCGCACACAGAGGCCACGUGGAUGCCGUGCAGUAUCUCUUAGAACUUGGAGCAAAUUGCCUGGGCAAAUCACCUCUGGGCAGGACGCCCCUGCAUGUGGUUGCAGCCAUGGGCAGGAUGGACUGCAUUGGGCCCUUACUGGAACAUGGUGCCUCCAUUCACGACAGAGAUGCCAAGGGGGAAACACCCAUCACCAUUGCCCGGCGCCUGAAGCGCAGAAAUUUCGAACGCAGGAUGUUCCUCCUCUAUUGGAUGAUCAAGUCUGGGAACAAGGACCCCACCGACUUGGUCAUGAGGGAGGCUCCAGAGAAAGCCAGCUCUGGGGCCGUGCUAAAGAAGAGCUUAAUGCUCUCCUGA
Molecule: messenger RNA, 795 nt
Organism: Chionomys nivalis (European snow vole)
Lineage: Eukaryota; Metazoa; Chordata; Mammalia; Rodentia; Cricetidae
Gene: Ankrd60
Product: ankyrin repeat domain 60
Exons: 4
Coding region: 106-795 (229 amino acids)
Molecular function (GO): protein binding
Source: RefSeq, a predicted model, not a curated record